Lasiosphaeria miniovina is the source of this 691-nucleotide messenger RNA. RefSeq lists its product as uncharacterized. The record is from RefSeq and is a predicted model, not a curated record. Bases 102 to 479 code for a protein of 125 amino acids. The transcript has a single exon. Lineage: Eukaryota; Fungi; Ascomycota; Sordariomycetes; Sordariales; Lasiosphaeriaceae.
ACAACAACAACAACAACAACAACAACAACAACAACAACAACAACAACAACAAGCAGCGGCGGCGGCAGCAGGAGCGGCAGCGGCUCGGUGCGCUGGAGCGCAUGCGCGACCUGGCGCGGCGCAUGGACGAGCGCAUGGAGGCGGCGCCGUACGCGACGGAGCACGAGCUGAUGCGGGUGCGGGCCGCGGUGGCAGUGCACACGGGGGCGUUGAGCGUGCCGGUGGACCGUGUAUCAGGCGAUGACGAUGGAGGAGAGGGCCGGCGGGCGCGCGACCGUGAGCGUGCCAAGGCGCGGCAGCUGUUGCUGCAGAUUAGGGAGGACUGCGGCGGGAAGCUGGAGCUGAGGGAGGAUCGGGAGAUGCUUGCCGAGCUUGGGUCUGAUGAGGAAGAGGACGAUGACGAGGACGAGGAUGAAGGAGGAGAAGGAUCAGGAGAGGGUCAGGGACUGGUCAUGUACUCGUCGCUGCCUAUGAGAUGAGGUAGAGAGAACGAAAGAGACAUGAGAUCACACACACGUAGGCACAGUGUCUGGUUUCUACUACGCUGUGUCUGCAACAGACAACUCAUUCUUCGCAAUGAAGCACUACGUAAAAUACGUGUAGCUAUCUGUAAAAAAAAAAAAAAGGACAUGGGCGUGCCCGCCCGGCCGCCCAAUUUUCCGCAUUCGCGCCAUCUACCUUCCCCUAAUCA